CGGUACCGGCGGGACGGGGCGGAGCACCACGAGUGGCUGGGCGGCCUCCAGCGCUUCCGAGCGGUGCUGGAGCCCGAGCUGCGCCGCCACGACCGCAUCCUCGUGCUCGCACAGGCUGUGGGACCAGUGCUCUGAGCUAUGAGCUGCACGAGCUGGGCUACCCCGACGUCACCAGCAUCGACUUCUCUCCUGCCUGCGUGGAGGCCAUGAGCUCCCGCUACGCUCACUGCCCCGACCUGCGCUGGGCUGUCAUGGACAUGCGCUCCCUGACCUUCCCUGAUGCUUCCUUUGACGUGGUGCUGGAGAAGGGCACGUUGGACGUGCUGCUGGUGGAGGAGACUGACCCCUGGCACGUGUCCCCCCGCGGUGCCGCUGCGAUGCACCGGGUGCUGGCAGAGGUGAGCCGCGUGCUGCGCCCGGGGGGCCGCUUCCUCUCCAUCACCUUCGCUCAGCCCCAUUUCCGCAUCCCACACUACGCACAGGAGGCCUUUGGCUGGUCGCUGCGGCACACAGCCUGCGGGGACACCUUCCACUACUUCGUCUACAUCAUGUGCAAAGGGCAGCCCCUGGACCCCCACCACCUGGCCCUGGGCAGGCAGCUGGGGCGCCCCCCCCCAGCCCCCCCGCCCCUUUUCACUAUGGCAGAGGAUGAGGAUGAGGAUGAGGACUUUCUCCACGCCAUCGAACUGUGACCCCGCGGUGUCACCUCUGCGCCUUUCUUUUUGGCUGGGGAAAUCCAGCUCCCCAUCCCAGCUGGAUGAGAUGGAGGGGGGGCAGCAGGGCUGUGUACUGCCCAUCGCUUUGUGCCCCCCCCACCCCUCCUCCUCCUCUCGGAUUGCAGCCAGGGAGCUGGGAAUGAGACUGCAGCGGGUUUAAUUCCACCCUCCUCCCCACCCCCCAGCGCUGCUGUGACAGAGCCCCGGGCCUGAAGGGGAGGGUGGGAUGGGGGACGUGACCCUGCUGUGCUGCUCCCUGCGGUCUGGGGACACCCCUGUGUUAGGGGAGGUGGCACAAGGACCAUGGUGGGUGAUGUGUGACCAGGCACAGGGCAGCUCCACGCAGCAGGCAGGUGACACAGUGGGGUGUCCCAAGCCCAGGGCUCUGCCAUCGCAGUGUAAGUGGGUCAGCAGGGCCCCCCCAGAGCUGUGGGGUGCUGUGUGUUAGGGGGUGGUGUUGAGGAAGGAGCAGACGGCGGCGGUACAUGGACGUGUUUUAUUCAUCGCGUUUUGUUCACCGUACAGUGACAAAUGGCGCUGGGCGUUACAAUGGGCCGUUGGUAGAACACGAUGGCGCGCGGGUCGCUCCUCUUCCUCAUUGA
Molecule: messenger RNA, 1318 nt
Organism: Coturnix japonica (Japanese quail)
Lineage: Eukaryota; Metazoa; Chordata; Aves; Galliformes; Phasianidae
Source: RefSeq, a predicted model, not a curated record